Messenger RNA from Stegostoma tigrinum, 897 nucleotides. RefSeq names its product probable G-protein coupled receptor 139. Bases 1 to 897 code for a protein of 298 amino acids. Gene Ontology annotation, cellular component: membrane. Lineage: Eukaryota; Metazoa; Chordata; Chondrichthyes; Orectolobiformes; Stegostomatidae. Gene Ontology annotation, biological process: G protein-coupled receptor signaling pathway. The record is from RefSeq and is a predicted model, not a curated record. The transcript has 3 exons. Gene Ontology annotation, molecular function: G protein-coupled receptor activity.
AUGUCGACAUACGAGAGGAUAAGAGCCCUGUUUACCACACGAUAUAUAUUUAAGUGUAUCAUUACCCCUGUUGGAAUUCUUGGUAAUUCAUUGACGAUUAUCAUUCUUGCCCGAGGUAGAUGCGGGCUCACUAAAUGUAUCACCAGCUAUCUCAUCGCAAUGGCAGCAGCAGAUCUAUUGGCCAUCUUCUCCAGCAUGAUAAUGUCAUUCAUCUUUGAUGCACUGUACACCUACAUGCACCACACUAUUCCGUGUACUCUUCGGGAAGUGAUGAUAUAUCAGUUCAAACUCAAAUAUUCCAAUGUCAAAACUGCAAGGCUGGUGAUAGGGACCGUGUAUACAUUGAGUUUAGUGACUAACAUCCCAUAUUACUUCUCCUUUGAAUCCUAUGAAUUAAACAUGCCUGUUGGUUGUAUGCAAAGUGCAGAGAGUUACUCUGUUCCUGGGUGGCUGGUGUUCUUCUGGUUCCACAGCAUUUCAACCCCACUGCUGGCUUUCUGCCUGAUUUUGGUGCUAAAUGUUCUCACCAUCAGGCAUGUUUUAAUGUCGAGUAAAGCCCGGAGGAAGCUCCGUGGUCAAGGCGAGGCUGAGAAACAGGAAGAUCCGGAGAUGGAGAGUCGGAGGAAAUCAAUGAAUCUACUUUUCUGUCUGUCGGCAAACUUCCUCCUUUUGUGGCUGACUGAACUGGUUGUGAUGAUGUAUUUCAAAAUCAACUCAAAUAUUGUGACAAAUUGGGGCGACCCAGUAAAUGUGGCUUUGAAUGCAGGGGACAUGUUAAAACUUCUCAGUUCCUGCACAAACACAUUUAUCUAUGCUGUGACUCAAAGUAAGAUCCGAGAGGAACUGAACAAAGGUGCCAGAUGUCCCAUAAAAUUCUUCCUGAAGAUGUUUAAGUGA